UGUCAGAGUUAUAAAGUUAUUGUAUUCUGUAGAAAUAGAAAUUAAAUUUAGGAAACCGAUACGGAACAAGUAAGUUCAGAGGAAAAUAAUCGUAAAUAUGGUAGGUUUAAGUGUUUAUUUGUAUUUUUUCCAAUUAAACUUUAGAACUAGUUGUGAAAAUGUCUAAACAAAUCAAACGAAAAAUAACGGUGAACAUCACUCCGAAAACUAAAACGCUGCCUAAAUCUCGUCCAAGUGUAUUUGAACGUUUAGGUACGAAAGCAAAUUCAUCAAAUAAAGAAUACUGCCAUCACUGGGCUCAAAGUGGCUCUUGUCCGUAUGGAAAAGGUUGUAAGUAUUCUUCAACACAUACAUUGAUAAGCCCAUCUAAGCAAAGAGCAGCUAAGUCUCAAACUGUAACCAAAAGGCGACACGCAAAAGAUGCCCAUAAAAGGGUACACAGUGGAGAGCCUGAAGAUUGGGAUCAGUGGGACCCUGAUGAGUUAGAGGAUGCCGAUCCGGAUGAUUUAGAGAAACGUAGACAAGAGUUGCAGAGAGAGCUAGAGUUGCAAAUGAAAAUGGAAAAUAAAGCAAGGAAAAAGGAGAAAAAAGUAAAAAAAGAGAGUAGCCCGUCUAGUGAGAGUUCAAGUUCUUCAACUGAAUCUAGUACUAGUAGUGAGGAGUCCAGUUCAACAAGUUCAUCGUCAGUUGAAUCUAGACGAAAAAAAAUUAAAAAAACUAAAUCAAAACGUGCUAGUUCCUCUUCUUCAGAAGAAAGAGUUCGUAAACAUAAGAUAAAAAAUAAAAAAACUUCGAAGUCAGUAGUUCGAGAAAAAGUAAAGAAAACUGUUAAACCAACAGCUAAAGUAACUGCAAAAUCGCCUUCUCCAGUUCGUAUCAGGAAGAAAUCGGAAACUCCACCCUUAAAAUCUAAGCAAACAGUAACCUCGAAGAAGGCAAGUUCAGAAACUAAGUCGCCAAGACCAUUAAGUCGUUCGAGUGAUCGCAAAGAUAAACACAGGACACCUUCACCAAAACUGCCAAAGGAAAAAGAAAGAGAAAAGGAACGAGAACGAGAAAAAGAAAGGGAACGGGAGAAAGAGAGAGAACGUGAAAGAGAGAAGGAAAGAGAAAGAGAACGUGAAAAGGAAAAAGAACGUGAACGUGAAAAAGAGAAAGAAAGGGAACGCGAAAGAGCUAAAGAAAGAGCAAAAGAACGAGAAAGGGAAAAAGAUUAUAAAAAGAAAGAUUCAAACAGAUCCCCUAAAAGAGAUUCUAGAUCAGUGAAGGAUAAUAAAAAAAGAGAUACUCCAGAUUCAUCUCAUUCAAGAGAUAGAAAAUCUUCUCCUAGUAGAUCUAAAGGUGUAGGUAGCAGUAGUAGUCGCAGAGAUCACAAAAGUCCGCCUUCAAAGGAUGACCGUAGAAGUGAUAAAAGAGAUGACCGGGCUAGAUCUAGAGGGAAGGAUAGAUCUUGUGAUAAAAAUCGCAAAGAAAAACGUGAUUCUCGUGAUAGAGACAGAGAAAGGGAACGAGAAAGGGAAAGAAGAAUUGCAAGGGAAGAGAGGGAGGCUGCUAGAGAAAAAGAAAGAGAAGAGGCAUUAGCUAGGUGCCAGGAGAGGCAGAGAGAACGGGAAAGAUUGAAAGAGUUAGCUAAAAAGGAAGACGAACGUAGAGGGAGGGAUAGAAGUAGAAGAGAAGAUAGAGGAAUAGAGAAAACUUCAGGUGAUAGAGGGGAAAGAAUACUACCAUUAUCAGAUGAGCGUCUAGCUCCAUGUCGUAAAGCUCAUUCUUCAGAAAGAGACAGGAAUGAUCGUAGAGAUAGAGAUCGUCAUGAUCGGACUCCCGACAGCAGAAGAAAAUCUCCUGAUAGGCAUGAUCGGUUAGAUCGGGAUAUCGAUAAAGAUAGGAAUUAUGACAGGAGCUAUGAUAGAUCCACAGACCGGAAUUAUGAUAGAGAUCGUGAUCAUGAUAGAGACAGAGAUUAUAGCUUACAUCCUAGAAUUAGAGAUAGUGAUAGAAGAUUAGAUGAUAAAGAUUACAGCAGUCCCUAUGACAGAACUAGACAUGAUGAUAGAAGAUAUCUUGAAUUGGAUGAUCAUUACAAUGAAAAUUCUAGAGAUGACAGAAUUCCAAUUGACGGAAGAGACUAUCCAGAUGAUAGAAGAACCAGAAGGGAAUUAUGGGACUUACGAGAAGAUCGAGGGGAUAUUGAUAGGGAAAGAGAUUUAGAUCACAGGAGUAGAUAUGGAAGGGAAGAUUCUAGACCCCCAGCUAGUAUUAAAGGACGGGAAUGGGAUGCAGAAUAUAGCGAACAUGAAUGGGACAGAAACAGGAGACCAGUUGAUUGGGAAACACGUGACAAUUGGGAUAGCCUUGACCAUAAACAUGCCACAGAAGAUGAGUGGAGACAUUAUAACCGUUCAAUGGAUGGCUGGUCAAACGAUGAUAGAAGGAGAUGGCCUGCAGAAUGGAGAGAAAGGUCACGUCCUAGAAGUUCUACUUCCCAUCACAAUGCUGAUACUGCUAAUGAUGACUCCAAUAUUGAAUCACGAAGAAAGGAAACAGCUCAAUCAAGAACAGAAACAUCAGAUCAGAAAAAUUCUCCUUCCGAGGAAGUAAAGAAAGAAGCUCAGCCUACACCAAAACGUGCCGCAGAGGAAUCUUUAGAAAAUACUCCUGAUGCGAAGAAAAUUUGUAUCAAACAAGAAGUUCCUCCUGUUUUAGAAGAUGAUUUGAGUGAAAUCAGUGACGAUGCAGAUGAGAUUCUAAAUCGAGAUGAGGAGAUUGCCGAAGCUGCAACAGAAGAACAACCCACUCAAGCAGAUACAACGGACACCACUUCACUGAAAGACCAAAACACAUCGACAGCAUCUCAGAAGUCUCAGUCACCUCCAAGAUCACCAAACAAAAUCAUCCCCAAAGAAGAAUCUUUAGAGGACAACAUGGAUCUUGAUUUUGAAGAAAUUUCGGAGGAUGAAUUGGAAGAAGAAUCUAAAAUAAAAGGAAUAGGCGAUGCUCUCGGUGUAGAUUGGGCUAGUCUGGUAGCAGAGUUUCGUCCCAGAACUAAACCGAGUAGUUCUGCAAAAUUACGAUGGGAGAGCCACAAUGUCUUGGUUAACUUGGGUAUCUCUGUCAGAUUCGCAGGUGAAGACCUCGUUAAAGACAUUUUGCAAGAGCACGCUGAAGCCAAGGUCAAAGAACGGUUAGAGCAGAGGGAGAAAAAAGAUAUCGUUAAAGUUAAUAUAAAGACAGAACCUGUCGAGGUGAACGUAAAUGGAGUAAUGCUGCAAAUAAAGGAGGAACCAAAAGACACCAUUGAAGAAGAAGUGCAUGUUAAGGAAGAGAUGCAAAUUGAUUAUGAUGACGUUAUUAUAUCUCAUCCUAUUGCAGCUAUUCAGGUUGCUAAUCGAGGGAAGCAUGCAGACCGUACAGCUUUGUUUUCUAAUGUAGGAUCGCAUCGUCGUGCGCUAGCAGCGAGAAGAGAUCUUACCAUACGAAGGCAGCUGUGUAAUUUACCAAUUAAUGACACAUACGUCGAAGCUCCUAAAAGACACGACCCUGAAUUACUGAAAAUUGCCACACAACUAUUUGAACGUUGCCUGUAAUUAAUUUAAAAAAUAAAACUUUUUUGAAAAAAUGAUGUGAUGUAACAUGUCCAAGUCAAGUGGCCUAGGGCUUCCCGCUCGACCAUCUCCAAUUUUGCUGGAUGUAUAUGCGUAUCUGGAAGGAAGUUCUGUUUAGUUUCAGCUCCAGAUAUCAAAUAUUUCAUCCUUUUGACUGGAGCUUCUACUGAUUGGCGCUAUGUCGGCCAUGAAAAUUCUGAAAAGUUUCACAUGCUCUCGUAACUUAUCCAGAUUGAGUAUGAUGCUGAAAUUUGACAUACUAGAUCAAAUUUUUCAGGUAAAUGAGAAAAAAUUUGUAUGAAUCCUCCAAAAGCAACACAUGAUUCGCGUUACACUGUUUGUGCCAUUUUUUCGCAAUAGAUAACUAUAAAACAAAAUGCAAUCUAGUUCCCAGUAGACUAACCAGCGCUGCACGAUACUAUACUGCAGAAAUAAUAGUAAUGGCUACUAUAUUAGGUUGGGGAAUAAAAAUUAAAGAUAUUUUAUUUUUAAUUCUAAAUUAUCAAUAGGCUAAUCAGUGCUUCGGUUUUGACUUGAAAAGAUUUUUCAAACAAGCUCUUAUUGUCAUUGUAAAAAGAAACAUCACAUAGGGAACUUGGCAAAGAGCGGAAGAGGUGAAUAUUAGAAGGACCUCCAAUUAAAAGGACAUGCUGCCCAGAAUAUUAAAUAUCUGGAACUAAAACUUUACAGAACUUCCUUUCAGAUACGCAUACAUAUCCACACCAAUUUUCAGCAAAAUUGAAGAUGGUCGAGUGGAGACGAUUUUCUAAACUAGGCCAAUUGACAUGGAAUGAUCCUAUAAUGUAGUUACGAAUAUUAUUUUAUAAACGAAGGAACACAAAAUAAUUAUCCUGAGAAUAUCAUAUCAAAAGUCAGAAUGUUCUUUAUUUUAGAAUUAUUUAAAUUAUAUUGAAUGUUAUUUUUAUUGUUA
Molecule: messenger RNA, 4533 nt
Organism: Anoplophora glabripennis (Asian longhorned beetle)
Lineage: Eukaryota; Metazoa; Arthropoda; Insecta; Coleoptera; Cerambycidae
Product: zinc finger CCCH domain-containing protein 13
Exons: 6
Coding region: 159-3584 (1141 amino acids)
Cellular component (GO): RNA N6-methyladenosine methyltransferase complex
Molecular function (GO): metal ion binding
Source: RefSeq, a predicted model, not a curated record